Molecule: messenger RNA, 2505 nt
Organism: Gambusia affinis (western mosquitofish)
Lineage: Eukaryota; Metazoa; Chordata; Actinopteri; Cyprinodontiformes; Poeciliidae
Exons: 5
Coding region: 123-875 (250 amino acids)
Source: RefSeq, a predicted model, not a curated record
UCUUCUUUGGAGGCACACUUCCUCUCGCUUUUCUUCUUGGAGCUUGCUGCCUUCUCCGGAGACGCUACGCCCGUCAUGUCAGUGACCUAAAAACAAGCUAGAGGACACUAAAGCUGGUGAAAAUGCUCCGUCUGCUCUGCUGUUGCUGCGUCUCCAGCGACAGUCUCAGCGAGAGGCAGCCUUUGUUGCAGCCUGGACUUCCAUCUGAAGUGACUGAAGCUGAGUCAGCCAGACGGCCCCCCUCAGCUCACAAUGAUGCGCCGACAGAGAAAAGGAGUGGAAAGCUGGUGAUGAGGCGGGUGAAUGUGCCAGAGUUGGAUCAGAGAUUUACUGACGUGGCAGAGAUAUUCAAUGAGCAGCAGGAACACCAUGAAGCCAUGCUUGGACACAUCAGAAAGUUGAGACAGAGCUGCGACAGUACAGACGUUGAUAACCUGGCUUUUGCUGAGUGCAUAGGGACCAUCAGGAAGGAGCAGGAGACUACAUACAGGGUGUCUCUGAAGAUGAAGGGCUAUGACUUCUCUCUCAGAUUGGAUCCUGUGGGCCCAGGGGGAGAAACUGAGGAGGAACCACUGCCUCUGAGUCUGCAGAGAGUCCAGAAUGAGUUCAGGGGUAUUUCAGACAGCGCUAAAGCCACCGUCUCAAAGGGUGCCAAACUCCUUCAGCUUAUAGACUGGCUGCUCCGGAGCAGCAGUCAAAUGGUUGAGCAAGUGAAGGGAGCAGCAGAAACAUACCAAGAACAAGGAAGACUGAAUGACAACCUGGAAGAGAAUAUCAAGGAAGUGAGAAGGGCUAAAGAGUUAUCGCAGAAAUACAAGAAACAGGCGGAAGAAGUUUACACUGAAGCUGCACAGAUAGCAGGGAUUGCUGUAUAAUUCCCACAGCUUUUAAAUAGUUCAUUUAAAUGAAAAAAAAUAAUUCACAUAUCUUUUUGAUAUGUUAUUAUCUGGAACAGUUGAAUUACAAGCUUUAGAAAUGUGACCUGUUGUACCAUGCUUGAUGGAAGACCUUGAAAUCUCGAAUUCAAAUUUUUCUUCUAAAUGUUCAUAAAGCAGAACAACAAAAACAUUUUGCAAGUGGGAAACUGGAUGAUAGCAAAGGAUGUUACAUGUCUUUGUUUCUUCUUCUUCUUCUUCUACAAAAAAAACGCUGGUGGACAAAUUUAUUAUCAGCAAAGUGCUCACAGAAUCGAGGUAAGUUUCAGACUUUGCUUCUUGGGUUAAAGAGAAUCAUCUUCAGAGGUUAAAAAUACCACCAGACAAUGUUUUCAGCCGUUCAUCACUAUACCUAGUCAAUUAUCUAUAGAAAUGUUUACUUUUUCAUCAAUUAUGGCAAAUUUCCUUAACUUCAAAAUUACAUAUUAUCUAGGCAUUUUGUUGUUUUUUUUGUAGUUGGCUUAUUGACUUAGAUUAUUUGUUAGCUUAUUUAAUUUACGUUUGUCCUCUUUGUUAUUAUUUCACCUGUGUUAUUUUUUUGUUUCACCACUCUCUUUUUUUUUUUUCUUUUUUUUUUGUCGUUCUGUAUUUUGCUUUAUUUCAGUUUUGUUUUUGUUUCAAUUUUAGGCCUUGGGAAAUCUUCAAAUGUCCAGAUAUUAUUUAAUAGAUUCAAAGACACUUUUAGUCACAUUGUAUUUUUAAAUGUUCAUUUCUUUUUUCUCUCUCCUCCUCUUUACACGAUUCAUGUUGGUCUUCAAUUUAAAUAAUAAUGGCCCUAAAUAUCUUAAAAUGAACUUACUGCAACUGACAAAAGCACUGUUCAGUACCUCAUUUUCAUUUUAAUUGCACUUGUUGGAUUUCUUGCAGGCCUUUUGCGCAUCUUAUGCGCUUCUUUUGCCGCUCAAUGCCCAAAUAUAUUUUGAUAGCAUCAAAAGAGAUUGUCAAAUGUAAGCAUACAGAUAAACACAGAACAACAGCACUAUUAGUAACACUACAAUAAACAACAAGGAAAAAAGUAAAAACAGUACAGCAAACUGGAAAUGUAAAUCUUAACAUGUAAAAAUGCAAUUGUAUAUAUGGUGCUUUUUCUAUUUCACCAAAAUUAAGUUAAUACAAGAAUACAGAAAUCAAUUUAUCCACCCCUUGCCUACAGAUAAAUAUCCCUUGAGGGUCACAAUGAGGACACCCUGACGAGAGCAAAUACAGAAAUAUAUUAACUUAUGUGGUGGUUAUUUUCUUUUUUCUAUCACUUGUAAAUUGCUUUAUGUGUUUUUGACGUAAUUUUAUUUUCAAUAUUUGUGGUAUAGUAUAAUUAUGAGAAAAUCUGAGGCCCAUAUAUUUUUUUAGACCACAUAUUUUCAGCUUAUCUACAUAUCUUACGCCUACCAGUAACCUACCUGUGAUCAAUUUUCUUAAGCAUGUAACUAAAACAAAACAGAAGGGGGCAGCAGAGAGUCACCUUACAGCUUGGUCUUUGUUACAUUUUUAGAUUUCACUGUCUGGAUUAAUAAAAUGUCGAUUUUCUUAAUCCAUUUAUUUUAUAAUAAAUAUGCUGAUAUUUGUGGUUUUA